Aaosphaeria arxii CBS 175.79 is the source of this 1065-nucleotide messenger RNA. RefSeq lists its product as uncharacterized. Lineage: Eukaryota; Fungi; Ascomycota; Dothideomycetes; Pleosporales. The record is from RefSeq and is a predicted model, not a curated record. The coding region runs from base 1 to 1065 and encodes 354 amino acids. The transcript has 3 exons.
AUGCCCCAAAAGGAUGAUGAUGACGACGACGAUCAAUUCGAUGUCGAUAUGACCAUUCUCGAUUUUCUGGCCUACAAAACCACCUCCCUUGUUUUCGAAUGGAGGUCAACCUCGAACCCAUACCAGUCCGACCUGCCAAGCGCACUCGUUACCAUGACUGCUGAGUGGAGGAAUCUCCUAAAACAUAGAUACGACGGACGACGUCUCAACGAACAAGCAGCAUUUCGUUCCCGCCUUCUGCAGUUUGUCCUUUUGUUCACCCACCGUUUCAAUCAUGACAAGACUUGGACCAAUGAAGAAUCACUCAACGACAUUCGCGCUCAAAACAAAAAACGCGGGCAAUACUGGAACCAACAAGCUCUCGGCUCGGCCGCUCUACGAAACUCUUUCGAUACGCACAAGUCGUUCCCACUCUCCGAUGGUGCACUCGCUCAAAACCGCCACGAGCUGGCCUCCAGUUUUGGCAUCCCGCCGGACCGACGGAGAUGGGUAACAGAUCUGGAGGGUACGCCAUCACUGCAUUGCUUGCUACCCCUCUUUAUCGAACUUACUGCCGCCCGCGCCGACCUGGAUGACGGCUGGAGACCUACCCAGGAGUGGCUUCAUCUUGCUGUUGAAUUCAUGCUCCAGUCGGUUGUCGAGGAAUACCUACUCAAUGGCGCGUUUGGGAACGACCCCUUCAACACCAUAUUCGCUUUCGGUUGUCCCAGAUUGGGAGCGGCAGACGGACAAGGCUCUGAUAUUCAAGCAAUGCGAAGCCUGUUCUGUGACGAAAGUGACCCAACGAAGCAAGUGCAUGGUUGGGCCAAGCUCAGGCGAGAAUACAUCAACGAGUUAUUACCACGCCCCGACACCUCGGAAUCAUUCUUGCAGGCCAUGCAGCGUGCUCAGUCGCAACACCCGUAUCAAAGGUUUGAAGACCAACUGCUUGACUUCCUCAAGCACCUUCACGACGGCCUCGUCAAGCCAGACUUGGUUCAGGUUGAGGAAGGUCGAAUCACCAUUCAUGGUAAUGAGCUUGACGAGGCCGAGUCAAGGGCGAUGAUCGAACGUAUGGGUCUGUGA